Messenger RNA from Daldinia caldariorum, 1874 nucleotides. RefSeq names its product Creatinase/aminopeptidase. The record is from RefSeq and is a predicted model, not a curated record. The transcript is spliced from 5 exons. Lineage: Eukaryota; Fungi; Ascomycota; Sordariomycetes; Xylariales; Hypoxylaceae. The coding region runs from base 85 to 1602 and encodes 505 amino acids.
AGUCAAAAAUCCCAAUGGGUACUACUUGAUUAGCGAAUGAAAAGUGCUGCCUGUAAAUGUACCUAAGGUAAAUACUUAGUUCUCAUGGAGCAAUCAAGGCGAAAAGCCUCAUCAAGCCCGCGCCACAAUAUUGGCUCUCGCAAAAGCCGCGGUCGCAUUAUAGCGGCUGUCUUAUUGUUCAACAUCGCAUGGCUAUCAUGGACUUGGGUACCCCGAUACGCUAAAUCCGAACACGAUACCACUCGGGUGCAGAGAUGCGCUAUCGAUAAUCUCCACGGAGACCUAUCUUUCCUCGACGGCGCGUCGCCUAUUGGCAAAUUCGAGUUCCUGGAAAGAAGAGAUCGCCUCGCGCGAGCUUUGGCCGUAUCUGAUGUCGAUGCUUUCGUCCUUGAGCCGGGGUACACGUUCCAAUAUUAUGGGAAUAUCUCGCAAAGCGAUUGGGAGCCGUGGGAGCCCGAGGAAAGACCAUUCCUAAUGGUAAUCCUACCCGUGACCUCCGAGUCCGGCGCGGUUUCCGCCAAGACGGCUUUUCUCGCCCCGCAUUUCGAAGAAGGCCGGGUCCGCAUGCUCGGGAUUCCCUCCCGGGAGCCCGAAUUGGACAUCGUAACCUGGGAAGAACAUUGGGAUCCUUACGAUACCCUACGUCGGUCUCGUAUUUUUGCAAAUAUUAAUGGUGCAGGCGAGCACGGGAGAAAACCUAGACUAAUGAUCGAUGAGGAGAUGCGAGAUUUUAUCGCGCGCGGACUUGCGAAUACCGGGUUCGAGACUUUCGGGUUGAGCCCGGAGGUCGAACUGGUAAGGCAGCUAAAGAGCCCUGCUGAAGUAGAAUUGCUCCGCGCUGUGAACACCGGCACUGUCGCGGCGGUAAGGGCGAUGCGUCCGUGUCUCGUGGCUGGUUUGACCGAAGACGAGGUACGGGGAAUUCUCGAUGCAUCACUGCUCUCCGUCGGCUUCUCUCUCUUCUUUAAUAUAGUGCUCUUCGAAGAAGACGGUGCCUUGCCUCAUGGUGGUUUUGUCGUUGGUAAAAAGAAACUAAAUCACGAGACUAUGGUUGUAAUCGAUGUCGGGGCCCAUUACUUGGGUUAUUCUUCCGACAUCUGUCGCAGCUUUUUCAUAGAUCCGGAGGCCGCUAAAAGUGGUAGGAUAUACUCCACUUUAGUUGCACCUCUCUUGAAGAUGAUGAAGCUACCGACCGGGCUCCCCUCGGUUCCUGAAGGGGAUCAUCAGCUGCACGAAGAAAAGUUGAAGGUAUGGAAUAUCGUAUUAGAAGCCCAGACAGCUGCAUCAAGGGAGUUCAGAGCGAACAAUACAGCGGCGAAUGUCGAUCUUGCCGCCCGUAAGAUCAUAGAAGGAGCAGGCUACGGUCACGCCUUUACGCAUCGGCUUGGUCAUGGAAUUGGAAUAAAGGCCCACGAAUCACCUUACUUGAAUAAGUGGAAUACGAAAGUCACUCUCCAGCCUGGGAUGACAUUUACGAAUGAACCUGGUAUAUAUCUAGAAGGGAAAUUUGGUGUUCGUCAUGAAGAUAUCUAUCUAGUGAAAGAAGAAGAUGAUGCGGAGCUAUUAACAGGACGAAGAGCUACGGGGCCCUAUGACCCCUGAUAGACAUAACGCGUCACCGAGAUUGAGGACAGUCGGUGUAUAGUCAAUAAGUAACAAGUACGAUCUUGUCUAUAAUGAAUUUUUAGUAUGAUCCGGCUAUUAAGGGUUACAUUAGACGGUAUCCAAUGCUAGAGCAACUAUUGACGCCUAAAUUUCAUCAAUUUCACAAUGGCCAAGUCGCAUGCCCUUCCUACUACUCUAUGGUAAAAUUCCGACAAUCAUGUAGAAUCAGUUAGCUUUGAAGUGGAUGUUAGGCAUAAGACGUGUAGGAC